UGCCUUCACACUGUGUACAUAUUUCCGUUCCGACAUGGAUGUCAACUGAGCUCCGGGCAAUACUAUAUUUUUCAUCGAACAGUCACACGUUUUUCUUUUGGGCAGAGUCAAUUUUCAUACACACACGCACACACGCAAAAACACAUGCAAUUAUUUUCAGUACAUAAACCAACGCAAGGAAGAAUCCAAUCCAAAAUUUCGCAAAAAAUCGUAACGUAAACGGAAACGGAACCGGAAAAACGGGUAAUCGCUAGAAACAACAGAAAGUCAACGAGAUAAAAAGAGUUAGCGGUGGGGUAGCAUGAAAAUGAAUCGUACACGCUUCAAUCAUAUGAGGCACGAGCGCGAAAAUGAUGGACUGCCGCAGGUCCUCCAAGUGCCCCUCUCGGUUAGCCCUCAAAUGGGUAAUGCGUUGAACGCACUGCGCAAAACGACAUUCACCAGAACGGAGCUCAUGCAGCGGCCCCCAGUGGCUACUGGCACGAAUCGCUCGAAACGCCUUACGAAUCUGAAUACUGUGAACCGACCGCUGAGCAAUGGAACAACUGCUGCAGCUGAGGUGAAUGCCAAUCGACGCAUGGGCGGCACACGUGGUCACUUUUUGCCGCGCGUGGCUAAGCUGGCGGCCAACAACAAUAGCAAUGUCAACAACAACAAUAGCAACUUUAACAGCAGCAACAUGACAAAGUCGUUAUUGACACGCAGCAAAUCGCCGUUCAAAAAGAAGCCCAAAAGCAGCCAUCAUUUGACCGGCGGCUGUGACCACAGCGUCGAGAAGUCAGUGAAGCCACAACAGCAUCAGCUGUAUCAGCAAAAGCAGAAACAGCUGGAGCUGGAGCUGGAGCUGGAGCAGCCGCUGGAACUGAACAGCAUUGUGGCCGGCAACGGAAUUGUGAAAAACUGCAACAGCAGCAACAGCAGCAGCAGCAGCAGCAGCCUCAUCAGCAGCUGCUGCCUGAGCAACAGCAGCAGCGAGCUGCGCAAGAUCAAGCUGGCCAAGGCGUUCCGUUUGCCGGACGAGCAGAACAAGAGCUUCGUCUAUCUGUGCAAGCCGGUGAAAAAGGUCAAGGAGUUGCUGAUGGUGCGACCAUUGCGCAACAGCGUCGACAAUGUGGACCAGCAGCAGCAACAGCAGCUACAGCUGGCCGAUGAUUGCACCGAUGAGAAUCUCGAUGUGGAGCUCGCUGACAGUGAAUCGUUUAGCUGCUGCAGCAGCGCUCGCCGUCAGCCGGAGCUGGCGGGCGGUAAUCAGUGUGAGCUGGAGACACAGCUGCUGGAUGUGCGCCAGCGGCAGCAGCAGCUGCUGUUGCUGACCGAGCGUGCGCUACGGCCGCAGCCCAUAUCCGACCAGGAACUGGAGCAUGAGCGUGAGCGUGACCGGGAACGGGAACGGGAUCGACAGCAGGAGCAACAACGUCAGCUGCAUCUGGUGCAAAAUUCACAGGCAGAGGAGCAACGCAAACUGGAAAUGGAAAUGGUUUGGCAGAAUAUACCGACGCUGCAGCGCGAAAUCAAACUUCUGCAGCAGCUCGGCGAGAAAUUGGAGGCAACGCUGCGGGCCAACAAUCCGACAACAACGCCGCGUCAGGGCCUCAACAGCUAUGAAUCCAAUAGCAUCUUCUAUACGCCGCGCUCGACGCUCACCCUGAACGGCUACGAGGCGCUGCCUAUUGUCUACUUCGGAUGCCGUCGCGUCGAGCAUUUGGCGGCGAUGUGGCAAUGCGCCCGCAUCAAUUACCAUGCCCGUUGCUUUGGUUGUGUGCGCGAAUAUCGCAUCGAGACGAAGACCCUGACCGAGCUGAAGACCGCCGAUGAGAUGCAGUGCUUCUAUAUGCCGCUGGCCGAGGGCGGCGGACUGCAGCGCACCUCGUUCCGGAUGCUGCGCGAGAAUCCGAAUGUGCUGCUGCAGCAACUGCGGCCAUUGACGCCGGCGCGUCCCUUCAAUUUGCUCGAACAGGAUGCAAUGUUUUUCAAUAGCAUGGUCAGCUAUGGUGAACCGCAGCUGGGCGGCUGCCAAAUGGCGCCGGUCAUGGAUAAGCUGUUGCCGGCCCGAGAAACGGGCGGCGGCAGCGGCGGCAGCAGCCAGCUGCCAUUUGGACAGCUGCCAUUUAGCCUGACGCCCUAUACACGGCUCUCGGUGCGUUCGCCAGGGGUCAAGGAGCCCAUCAAUUGGUCCAGCGCUGAUGUCGAGCGUUUGCUAUUGCCCGCCGUCAAAUGUAAGCCGGCCAACAGUUUGGAACUGAAGCAAAAGCCGGAGCCGGAGUCGGAGCCGAGGGCCAGCUCCUCGCACAGCUCGCUGGGCAAGGUAGCCAGCAUUAAGUGCGCCAAUCUGUCGCGCUGGAAGCGUCCCAAGCCAAAGCCUAUGCAGAUCAUGCUGGCCAAACGGCGCACGUAUCCGCGCCGGGUGGCGCCGCUCAAAUCGAACGGUACGGAGCUGGAGCCAAGGGUCCAGACGCAGCUGCUCAAGACCGUGCUCGUCGGCAUUGUGCAAGUGGCCGUCUUUCUGGUGCUCAUCAUGGCCUUCACCUAUCCGGAUAUACGCUGCUGAGGCACAGACGACCAGCCAGGCGGACAGGCUGUGUGCAGCGGUUUCCAUCUGUGCUCGCACCCAAAUGUAUUUAUCCCAUUUUCAUUUUUUUUUUUCUUCUGUCUUUGCUAUUUUGUGCGAGGGGGUGGCGAAACAAGUGCGCCGGGGUGUGGGGGUGCAAGGGGUGCAGAGGAUGCAGGGGUGUGCAGGGGUGUGCAGGGGUUGCAGGUUGAAGAUUGCGGGUUAUAGAUUGCGGUGUGCGGAGUAUUUAGGUGCGGGCUGGGCUUAUCUCGUCCUCCUGCCCCCGCCCCUUUGGACGUGUGCGCUUUAUUUAUUUUCUGGUUUGUAAUUUGUUUUCCUUAUGUUUAAUAUGUGACUUGAUUUGUCGGUUAGCUACCCACUGAGGGCUAUGGGUCAAAGGUCAAGGGCCGAAUGUUAAUAAAAUUUCAUGUGUAACUGAAGUAUUCACUGUAAA
This is a messenger RNA of Drosophila virilis, 3002 nucleotides long. RefSeq lists its product as uncharacterized. The record is from RefSeq and is a predicted model, not a curated record. Lineage: Eukaryota; Metazoa; Arthropoda; Insecta; Diptera; Drosophilidae.